Molecule: messenger RNA, 1555 nt
Organism: Nicotiana tabacum (common tobacco)
Lineage: Eukaryota; Viridiplantae; Streptophyta; Magnoliopsida; Solanales; Solanaceae
Product: protein trichome birefringence-like 3
Cellular component (GO): Golgi apparatus
Molecular function (GO): O-acetyltransferase activity
Source: RefSeq, a predicted model, not a curated record
UCAUUCUGUGCACUUUAUUACAUUAAGCCUUGUUAAAGUAAAUAGCUUUUGCUUUAUUUUCUCAAUUAAGUUUUUUCCUUCUACUUUCCAUUGUCAGCCCAUAUCCACACACUUUUCAAUAUGGGAUGGCCAAAAUAUGCUAGAGGAAAGCUAUCUUUGCCUGUAAUUACAGGAAUUUUCUGUACAUUAGCAUUUAUUGCUUUAUUGUACACUGAAAGGAUUAGCACUUUCUCUUCUGGCUCUCUUUUUGGGGUUAAAUCUUGUCCUAGACGAAAUGUUGCAAAGUUUAAAAAACAUCAUACAGGUGAUCGAGAAUUGAAGAGCAGUCCACUAGAUAAUCCAACGGACGAUAGGUUCGAGUUUGAUCCCGAGGAAUGCAGCCUGAAUAAUGGAAAAUGGGUGUUUAACACUUCGAUUAAGCCAUUGUACACAGAUAGAACAUGUCCAUAUGUUGACAGACAAUAUUCUUGUACUAAGAAUGGUCGAAACGAUUCGGAUUAUCUUCACUGGGAAUGGCAGCCUGAUGACUGCAUCUUGCCAAGGUUUGAUCCUAAGAUUGCCCUGAGAAAAAUUCAAGGAAAGAGGAUAAUGUUUGUAGGAGACUCAAUACAAAGAAAUAUGUGGGAAUCUUUUGUGUGUUUGGUUCAAUCUGUGAUCCCAGAAGGACAGAAGUCUAUGAAACAAGGUCGUGUUCACUCUGCCUUCACAGCUAAGGAAUAUAAUGCCACAAUUGAGUUCUACUGGGCACCAUUCUUGGUGGAGUCUAAUACAGAUAUUCACAUAAAAGUCGAUCCAAAGCAGAGAAUAAUCAAAGUGGAUUCAAUCAGUGAACGCGCCAAACAGUGGUUAGGAGUAGAUAUCCUUGUUUUCAACACUUAUGUUUGGUGGAUGAGUGGCCUUAAGGCCAAGGCACUAUGGGGAGAAUUUGCAAAUGGAGAAGAAGGAUAUGAAGAAUUUGAUACAGCAAUAUCUUACAAGCUGGCAUUGAGAACAUGGGCAAAUUGGAUUGAUUCAACCAUUGAUACUAACAAAACAAGGGUGUUCUUUACUGCCAUGUCCCCUACGCACCAAAGAAAUGAAGAUUGGGGUAACAUGAAAGGUAUAAAGUGUUUCAACGAGACAAGACCGGUGAUGAAGAAGGGGCAUUGGGGAGUCGGUUCGAACAUCGAGAUGAUGAAGGCAGUGGCUGGUGUAAUAGGGAGAAUGAAAGUUCAUGUUACUGUUCUUAACAUAACACAAUUAUCCGAGCACAGAAUUGAUGGACAUGCAUCAGUUUAUGGUGAAUUAGGAGGCAAAUUGUUAACUGAUAAACAGAAAGCAGAUCCAUUGAAUUUUGCAGAUUGUAUACAUUGGUGUUUGCCUGGAGUUCCUGACACUUGGAAUAGAAUGCUUUUUGCAUAUUUGUAGCCCACUAAUAUCAGGAGACAAAAGAAAAAAUGUAAAAAAAUUAAAGCAUAAUUUGUUUUCUCCUUUCAGUUGCAAAAUUGUUUGAAUAUUCUUGUAAGUACAUUGAAUCAAUAUGGUAAAGUAAAUGAAAUUUACACCAUGUGUGAAA